This is a messenger RNA of Trichomonas vaginalis G3, 588 nucleotides long. Its product is annotated as GTPase protein. The transcript has a single exon. The record is from RefSeq and is a predicted model, not a curated record. Lineage: Eukaryota; Parabasalia; Trichomonadida; Trichomonadidae. Gene Ontology annotation, molecular function: GTP binding; GTPase activity. Bases 1 to 588 code for a protein of 195 amino acids.
AUGAACGAUCAAUUGGGAAUUCCUUCUUGCAAAGUAAUUUUGCUCGGAAAUACUUGCGUUGGUAAGACCUCUAUUGUACUACAGUUCUAUAAAGCAUUGUUUCAAGAGCAAGGGCAGCCUACAAUUGGCGCUGCUUAUUUUUCAAAGAUCAUUGACACACCAAAAGGAAAAUUAAACAUGAAUGUUUGGGAUUCCGCAGGACAAGAAAGGUUUAGGAGCAUAAUUCCGAUGUAUUUACGUGGUGCUUCAGGAGUUAUAUUCGUGUGUUCCCCAGAUAAUGUAGAAAGUAUAAAAGACUUAAAUGUUUGGAAGAACUUACUCGAUAAGAAUCAAGAAAACAAAAUUUUCGGAUAUAUUGUCAUGAACAAAUGUGACUUAAACAUUUCCGACAGUAAAACUUUAGCAGAAGCAUUUGCAAAAGAGAACCAUUACCAGUUCUUUGAAACUUCUGCCAAACUAAACAUCAAUAUUACUGAAUUAUUCAACAAAAUUGCAGCAGAUAUUUCAAAUGAAAUUAUUUUCGAAUCUGUUCGUUCGGAUGAAUCCCAAAUUAGAGUUAAGAAUGAUAAUAGUAGUGGAUGCUGUUAA